This is a messenger RNA of Sabethes cyaneus, 1437 nucleotides long. Its product is annotated as glycoprotein endo-alpha-1,2-mannosidase. NCBI's taxonomy places the organism in Eukaryota, Metazoa, Arthropoda, Insecta, Diptera, Culicidae. Bases 1 to 1437 code for a protein of 478 amino acids. The record is from RefSeq and is a predicted model, not a curated record. Gene Ontology annotation, cellular component: Golgi apparatus. The transcript is spliced from 2 exons. Gene Ontology annotation, molecular function: alpha-mannosidase activity.
AUGUCCCAGCUCAACUUUAAAUUCUCCAUUAAAUCGAUGAAGCUUUUGAUAUGCUUCAUUGGAAUCUCGUCCUUGUUGCUGCUGAUAUUCUGCCUCUACACUACACUAAACACUCCGGAAAAGAUGGUACAGCCACUUAUGCCGAGCACAGAUCAGCAGGUAAUCAGUUAUGAACUGCUGCGAAGUCAGAAUGCUGCCCUUGUGCCGGAAAAGUAUAACGAACAUGAAAUAAAGUCGCGAAUAAUUAGAGAUAAAAUCAAACGACUCGCUGGCGAUAGACAUGCUGAACUAAGUACGCCAGCUCGUAGGAACCGUACGAUAGCACUGAAUCGGAACAUCCAAAUCUUCUACUACGCUCCGGUAGCAUGGUACAAACCCCAUCCAACCCUACCAAGCUCAAAGCUAAUACGAGUAGCCGACAACGGAUCUGCCGUUUCAUUCCGUCCGAAUGAUGACCUAUCAAUCAACAUUGCGUUCUAUCCGAAACGAAAACUGUACAACACAACGGAAACAAUUAUCCGAGAUCAUUUCAAUGACGUUCAAAAUUGUGGAAUAGGGGUUGUGAUUCUAGUUUGGCAGCCCAGCUUCAAUGAAGGGUUGUUGAUGGCCACUUUCAAAACGGCUGCAAUCUAUAAUCUGAAAAUUGCCAUCGAGAUAUUGGAAUAUCCCGAUCGUACGAUUGAAAGUAUCAGGAAUAACAUCAAAUACUUUCUGGAUCUGUUCGGUAAGGAUCAGGAAAGUACAUUGAGUUAUUUUAAAGUACUUUCAAAACAACGGGAUCUGCCGAUAUUCUACAUCCGCCAGGCUUACAAAAUUCACGACUCCGAUUGGUCGCGACUGUUGUCUCGCAACGGGAUACUGACAAUCCGCGGAACCAGUUAUGAUGCAAUUGUACUGGCCCACAUUGGAGCAAAAGAGCAUAAAUCGAUUGUCCGGAGAGGUGGUUUCGAUGGAUUCUACACAUAUCUGCCCAGCAAUGGAGCGAAUUAUGCGACCACUUGGAAGAACUGGUCGCAGCUAAAAAAAUUCGCCGAUACGUAUAAGCUUCUUUUUGUACCAACGAUCGGUCCCGGGUAUUACGAUAGUAAAAAAUAUUCUCGAAACGGGCAUUUGAAUCACGGUGGAAUAACGAACAUCAAACGCUACCGUUCUAACGGUCAAUAUUUCGAUGUAGCUUGGAGGACGGCUCUGAAAAACAACGCCCAACUGAUCACCAUCAAUAGCUACAAUAACUGGGUCGAUGGGACGCAGAUCGAAGCCGCUAUUCCGGUGUUCGGCUUUCGAGACUAUCUUCCAGGGUCACCGGAAAAGUACCUGGAUAUUACCCAAUCCUGGAUCGAGGAAUUCGUCAAGUACAAGCUCAACAGUAUCAAGCUCAGCGGCAAGAGCGAAAGCGCUCUGGGCUGUUAUGAUUUUAUAAACAAUACUAUCUGUUAG